Messenger RNA from Cyphellophora europaea CBS 101466, 351 nucleotides. RefSeq lists its product as uncharacterized. The record is from RefSeq and is a predicted model, not a curated record. The transcript is spliced from 2 exons. Lineage: Eukaryota; Fungi; Ascomycota; Eurotiomycetes; Chaetothyriales; Cyphellophoraceae. The coding region runs from base 1 to 351 and encodes 116 amino acids.
AUGUCGGUUGCCGAUCCCCAGGGCCUGGCCAAAACCAUGGGAUUCAAAGCUUCACCCGAAAAGGGGCCCAAUUUGUUCACCUACGCAUUCGGGAUUCGAGAGCUGUCACUAGCUGCGGCAUUGUUAGCACUAAUCGCCUACAACGAAUGGCGAGCCGUUGCAAUUCUCCUGGCUUGUAUUGGCAUCAACGGCACGGGUGACUUUCUCCUAGUCGGGCUGAAGGGCGAGGGAUGGCUGCCAGCGUUCAAGACACACGGCAUUCCAACAUUGAUCGGCUCCUGGGCGGUGUGGCAAAUAUGUCAAGAAUUGAUCGAGAAUAAGGAUGCUACUGUAAUUGGGGCUCGUGUCUAG